AUGCGCAGGCGCAAUCACACACUGGGUCUUUGCCGACCCUGCGGUUACUUCAUCAUGAAGGAGCUGCGGAUGUCCAGCUUGGUAUUGGCGCUCCUUCCCUUGUGCAGCCUGCAGGAGGAUGGCUGUCGGCGAGGCAGCGACUGUGACUACUGCCAUUUGUGCACUGAGGAGGACGUCAAAGCGCGCAAGAAGCGCAACAAGCACAAGGCUCGCUCGGAGAAGCGGGCCGCUGCGUGCAUCGCCAGAGCUGCGGCUCGUGCCCACGAACUCCUUCAGGAGAGCGAGAGUCUGGACGAGCCGUAA
This is a messenger RNA of Symbiodinium natans, 303 nucleotides long. NCBI's taxonomy places the organism in Eukaryota, Dinophyceae, Suessiales, Symbiodiniaceae. The record is from the annotation of a GenBank genome assembly.